AUUCCGCCACAAUCACAAAUAAGUCCACGGAAACUGAAUACGUCAAAACAAUUUAGUGCAAUUAGAGAUAUUGUCGUCUUUAUCUACCAAGUGAGAGCGGGUUCCUUAUCUGUCAUGUUGAAAUCAAAUUUCGCACACACAUGAAGUGUAACUGCAACGCACUUUUGUACCACUCGCCAAAGCAAAGAGUAUAGUAUAAUAAGUAUACGGGCCACUCGCUAGUCAACGUUCAACCUGUGUGUGCCUCUUUUUAAUAAUCUUUCUGCCCUAGAAGAACAGUUCUGAGAUUGUUGGUGAAAUUAGGAACCAAUAACCACUGCUAAGAAAAUGGCCGGAUCAGCGUUGCGGCGGCUUAUGGCUGAAUACAAACAACUGACCAUCAAUCCUCCAGAGGGCAUUAUUGCAGGUCCUAUUAAUGAAGAGAACUUUUUCGAAUGGGAGGCACUUAUCACAGGACCUGAAGGAACAUGCUUUGAAGGUGGCAUUUUCCCUGCAAAAUUACACUUCCCGCCUGACUACCCACUGAGCCCGCCCAAAAUGGAGUUUACAUGCGAGAUGUUUCACCCUAACAUAUAUGCUGAUGGUCGUGUCUGCAUAUCAAUCCUGCAUGCGCCCGGUGACGAUCCCAUGGGUUAUGAGAGCAGUGCUGAGCGGUGGUCACCCGUACAAAGUGUAGAGAAAAUACUGCUCUCUGUCGUCAGCAUGUUGGCUGAGCCAAAUGAUGAGAGUGGUGCUAAUGUUGAUGCUGCCAAAAUGUGGAGGGAAGAUCGAGAACAGUUCAACAAAAUAGCAGAGAAAAUAGUCAGGAAAACAUUGAGUUUGGAUUAGUUGUAAUGUGAACAUUAAGAUCCAAGUUUAAUCAAUUUUCAGGGGAGGUAGCUCCUCUUACUAUGACAAAUAUGUAUGAAUAUGCAUAGGCUUUUCUGCAUGCUAAUUGACAAAGUUAUUUUUAUGGGACAACGCCGCAAACAAGCAAAUUGGUCACCUUAUUGUAAGUGCAGACAUUGGCAACACCAAGAUUUAUAUUUAGCCUUUUGGGGUGAGGAAUUUAAGGUCUGGGGAUUGGGGUUGGAGACGCAUUUUAGAAAUGGCCUAGAUUUGUUUAUAUAAAAAUGUACAUUAUAACUGGUGGAUUUUCUCCUGAUUCUACUUGCCCAGCCGCUACGUCAACUGUGCUGUCAAACUAGGCACAUGGCAAAUUUUGUUACCGGAGACUGAACCCUACCCAAACCUUAAAUCCCUAACCACCAAAAUGCCUUGCUACUUGUAAUUCCCCUGGUGAUGCAGGUGUCCAUGGACGGGCAAUUGCUUGUCAUAAGGUGAUCUGUCUUCAGGUUUGACGCAAUAUAUAAAAAAAAAUGUUUUAUGGAAAAUAAUAAUUGAGCUACUUUAGCAAUAAUAUAGCAGUUUUCAAAGAACUAUUUUAGACUGUUUUACAAUUAUUGAGUUGAGUAGAAUGUAAAUAAAAAUCUUGUUGAAAUGUUAUUACUAUUACGGAAUAAUUUAAAUUAUUUUUUAUAUAAUGUACUUUGGACAAUCUUUAAAGUGCUUUUUUGUUUAUCAAGUUCCUGGAAUAAAAGACCAAAUGGUAAAUUUGUUAAAAAGAUUACUAACUUUGAAGAGUGCUUUGAAGGUUUCUCUUUCAGGACCAGAUUUUCUGUCUUCACUUAAAAGGUCAUCAGUAAAAUUCAGUCUGCAUUUUAUUAAUGACAUUUUAAAUUGAAGUAUUGGGAUAACAUGGAAACUGCACUUUAUAACUUAAUAUUCAUAAGACGACGACGUAUUGCAUAUAAAAUUCUGUGAUAUUUGGAUUUAAAGUUGAUGUUGCGAAAAUGUAGUGCAACAGAGAAAUGAGAAAAAGCUAAGAUACUAUACACUUGGUCCUUCUGUCUUUUUCAAUGUUCUCUGCUGUAUCUAGCACAAUGCGAUAAUAAGGAAUAUGCAUUCUAUAAAUAUAUGUGAAAACACCAGUUGAACAAUUUGAUUUACAAUAAGUAAUCUCCAUGUUGGUGACUUUAUUUCGUGAUGUCACUGUGCACCAUUGCAUGGUGCAAGAGAACUUAAGAUUUUUUUAAUUGGACAUUGCAUUCAAAAUGUGUGUACCAAACUAAUAAAAUGUAAUUUUGCUUAUGUACAUUUUCAUAUAUGAAAUGAUCAUUUUCAAGAUUUGUUCAUGAACAAACAAAGCGAGAAUUAAGAUUUUUAUUUCCAACAAAAAAUCACCUUGGUUUCUUACACGAACAAGUCGAGAGAAUCAGACGAUAAAUAAGGUAUUUAUUAAUUCUGAAAGAAUGAGCUUCUGUAAGCAGAUUACAUUUCAGAUUAAGAUAAAAUUAAAUUUUUAAUAGUAAUAGUAAAAUGUUAUUGGAUUUUUUAUUUUAUUUU
Molecule: messenger RNA, 2385 nt
Organism: Spodoptera exigua (beet armyworm)
Lineage: Eukaryota; Metazoa; Arthropoda; Insecta; Lepidoptera; Noctuidae
Source: the annotation of a GenBank genome assembly